GGCUUCCGUUUGAACUCCACCAACACUCCCUACGUAAACGAUGGCAGAGCUCCACAAGCGUCGACCUGAGCUCGGCGACAGAAAGUUGUCACCUGCAGGAGCGUCUCCCACACCCAACCCAGCCACAUCCGGUGACAGCUCCGCGGUGUACGUGAAACUGUUGGCUGCGGCGUUUUACGGAGUCAGUUCAUUCCUCAUCGUUGUCGUCAACAAAAGCGUCCUCAGCAGCUACAGAUUUCCAUCGUCAACAUGUGUAGGAAUCGGCCAGAUGUUGGCUACGAUCGUAGUUCUAAGGACCGGGAAGGCACUGGGUGUCAUCUCGUUUCCAGACGUGGAUCUGAGUAUACCACACAAGAUGUUUCCGCUGCCUCUGCUGUACGUCGGGAAUCAGAUAUCAGGGCUGUUUGGGACGCAGCGACUCAAUUUACCCAUGUUCACAGUGCUGAGGAGGUUCAGUAUUCUGCUCACCAUGGUGUUUGAGGGACUCCUGCUGAAGAAGACUUUCUCUGCGUCGGUUAAGAUCACAGUGUUCACUAUGAUCUUUGGUGCUUUUAUUGCUGCCAGCGAUGAUUUAGCGUUCGACCUUGUAGGGUACGUAUUCAUAAUGCUGAAUAAUGUCCUGACGGCGGCCAGCGGGGCGUAUGUGAAGCAGAAACUUGAGUCCAGGGAGCUGGGCAAAUAUGGGCUCCUCUACUACAAUGCUUUAAUCAUGAUUUUCCCCACUGUGGCGUACGCGUACUAUUCAGGGGACCUGCAAGUGGGGCUGGAGUUUAAUGGAUGGUCUAAUCAGCUGUUUGUCGUGCAGUUUGUUCUCUCCUGUGUCAUGGGCUUCAUCUUAAUGUACUCCAUCAUGCUGAGCACGCAGUACAACUCAGCGCUCACCACCUCCAUCGUUGGCUGUAUCAAGAAUAUCCUGGUGACCUACGUUGGAAUGGUGUUUGGAGGAGACUACAUUUUUACAUGGACUAACUUUAUAGGUCUAAACAUCAGCAUUGCAGGCAGCCUGGUGUACUCCUACAUCACCUUCACACAGGAGCAUACAAAGAAGGCGUAAACCACGGAGACCUGAGCCAACACUGAAGAACGACGUACGUCCACAACACGUCAUGUUGUCUGUGUGAUAUAUGUGGAGACGUCUGUUUUGUUUUUUACUGUGUAUGUUUUUGUAUAAUGUCAGCACAUUUUUACUUAAUUGUGAAAUGCCAUUUUUAUCAAAUUAACUACACCACUUUUAGCAAAUUUUAUAUUUUUAAAUAAGAUCAAGUGCCUUAUUUUUAUAAUUAUAUUUCACUGAUUAAAGACAAAGUCAUGAGCAUUUUUAUAUAUGACAAAUCAAUAAAAUUAAA
This is a messenger RNA of Epinephelus lanceolatus (giant grouper), 1346 nucleotides long. RefSeq names its product nucleotide sugar transporter SLC35D2-like. NCBI's taxonomy places the organism in Eukaryota, Metazoa, Chordata, Actinopteri, Perciformes, Serranidae. The record is from RefSeq and is a predicted model, not a curated record.